Molecule: messenger RNA, 1999 nt
Organism: Coniophora puteana RWD-64-598 SS2
Lineage: Eukaryota; Fungi; Basidiomycota; Agaricomycetes; Boletales; Coniophoraceae
Product: DUF382-domain-containing protein
Exons: 7
Coding region: 147-1937 (596 amino acids)
Biological process (GO): mRNA splicing, via spliceosome
Cellular component (GO): nucleus; U2-type spliceosomal complex; catalytic step 2 spliceosome
Source: RefSeq, a predicted model, not a curated record
CGUCAACGACGUCGAGCUCGCUCCCCUCCAAAACACCAAAACACCAUCCACAGGUGUCGAUUCCACUCCCAGGACAUAUAGACGCACACGACCCCCUGUCGGAAAGUAAAGGUUCAGUUUCGUUUCUUCUGCCGUAUCCUCAACCUAUGGCCUCAGCUACGGUCUCUCCACCCGCCACCAAUGGUGUCAACGGGAUUAACGGUCAUGUCGCUGCCAACGGCAUCAACGGGAAGGAGAAUGGGAAGCCGAAAAUGACGAAGAACCAGCUGAGGCGUGCCAAGCUGAAGCAGAAGAAGGCGGCUGCUCAGACGGAGUCGGAGACGGAUGUUGAGACGGAGCCGGUCAAGGUCGAGGACCGUUCAUCAGCUGUGCCUACUAGAUUCGACUUUGAGGAGUUCGACGUCAAGGACCCGAUAAUGGAGCAGUUCUCCAACAUCUUCGCGCGCUUCCAGAUGCCCGAGGACGCUGUAUCGAUAAAACGCGAACCCGGAGAGCCCACCAAAGGCGAGGUUAUCUACUCGGACGACGACAUGGAGAGCGCCGAAGGCUCGGAUGCCGAGGAGAAGAAGCCACUCUCCAAGAAAAAGCAGCGCAAGAUGAACCGGCUCACCGUCGCCGAGCUCAAGCAGCUCGUCACCAAACCCGAGGCCGUCGAGUGGACCGACCCUGCCGCUGCGGACCCGCGCCUGCUCCUGCACCUCAAGUGCUCCCGCAACACGGUUCCCAUCCCCGCGCACUGGUCCGCCAAGCGCGACUACCUCCAGGGCAAGCGCGGUAUCGAGAAGCCGCCGUUCCAGCUGCCGUCGUACAUCGCGGACACGGGCAUUGCGACGAUGCGCGAUGCGGUCAAGGAGAAGGAGGCGAACAUGAGCUUGAAGGCGAAGACGAGGGAGAGGGUGCAGCCGAAGAUGGGCAAGAUGGACAUUGACUAUCAGAAGCUGCACGAUGCGUUCUUCAAGUUUGCGACGAAGCCGCUCGUCACUGGCUUUGGCGAGAUGUACUACGAAGGGAAGGAGUUCGAGACGCAGCUCAAGGAGAAGCGGCCCGGUGAUCUAUCGCCCGAGCUCGUCGAGGCGCUGUCGAUCCCGCCCCUCGCACCGCCACCGUGGCUUAUCAGCAUGCAGCGCUUUGGUCCACCGCCCAGUUACCCUACACUACGGAUACCGGGGCUGAACGCGCCUAUUCCCGAGGGUGCACAGUGGGGCUUCCACCCCGGUGGAUGGGGCAAGCCGCCGUUGGACGAGUACAACCGGCCGUUGUACGGUGAUGUGUUCGGUGUGCUACCCAAGGUGUCUGAUACGAAUAUGGGCGAACCCGUCAACAAAGACUUUUGGGGUGAACUCGAGCCUGAAGAGGAGGAAGAAGAGGAAGAGGAAGAAGGGGAGUCGGAAGAAGAAGAGGAAGAGGAGGAGACCGAGGUUGCACCUGCGGACGGCAUGCAGACGCCCUCGGGUCUGGAGACGCCGAGCGGAAUGGCGAGCGUGGUGUCGACGGUCGCUGGCGGACUCGAGACACCCGACUUCCUCGAGCUCCGGAAGAACGCGCCUGCGUCACGCGAGACGCCUGCGGAGACGGGGCCCCGGUCGCUGUACCAUGUUGUGCCCGAGAAGCAGACGUCGGUGAGAGGGCUGAUGGGCAGUGAGCGCGGAUAUGACGUGAGCGGUGUGAGCGGAGCGCCCAUUCCUGUGCUUGGCGAAGAGCGCGGGACAAAGCGCAAGGCUGGUGUGGAUGUAUCUUUGGACGCUGGGGAGCUGGAGGGAAUGUCGGAGGAGGAGUUGCGGCGGAAGUACGAGGCGAGUUCACGUGGCUCUGCGGGUGUCUCGGGUGCGAAAGAAGAUUUCUCGGAUAUGGUGGCCAAGGAGAUGGCGAAGAAGAAACAGAAGAUGGACCAGGAGCGGGAGAGAAAGAAGGGAGGCGGGGAAAAGUACAAGUUUUGAGCGUAUGUUUAAUUUCCUGGUAGCUGUUACAAUAGUCUUGUCUUGCGCAUAUUUUAUCUCAC